Molecule: messenger RNA, 991 nt
Organism: Stomoxys calcitrans (stable fly)
Lineage: Eukaryota; Metazoa; Arthropoda; Insecta; Diptera; Muscidae
Product: UPF0193 protein EVG1 homolog
Exons: 3
Coding region: 133-858 (241 amino acids)
Source: RefSeq, a predicted model, not a curated record
AGAAAUUUCAGUCAACGGAAGGAGGUUGAACAAACAAGUGAUACUUACGAUAAUUAUUUACAUAAAAGUAUAAAUAUUUUUGAAUUUUUAUUCCAUAUUUUGCGCAAAUAAAUUUUGAGAAAUAGACAAAAAAUGCUAAACUCAUCAAGGCGGGCAUUAUCAGCUGCAAGACCAGUAACAUCGCAAGCAAAGACCACGGAUCGCAAUGAACCCAUAAUGUGGCCUAGUGAACGUAUACCACAGGGUGGACUUUUUCAUACGCCCAAAAUUCAGUAUAGCAAAGAGACGGCGGAUUUACUUAAAUUACUGAUGAAAGAGUCGAAAAUGUCCAUGUUAAUGCGCAAACAAAUCGAUUAUCAUCUACGUAAUGGCGAACCUCUGCCGAAACCGGAACCACGACGAAUCAACAUAAACAAAGAUCCAGAUAGCGAGGCAUUGGAAAUUUUACGAAGAGCCCAUAAUGCAAAACGUAAAAGUUUGGCUGAAAUUAAAGCAAGUGGAGCCUACGAAAUGCCGCGUUAUCGUCCAAAACCGGAUGACAAAUUGCCCUCUGAAAAAUCCAAAAAAUUGCUACAAGAAGCUAUGUCCGGAUUGAAAAUAUCCGAAACUAACCUGAAACCCAAGCGCAAGCCGAAGACGAAUCGCGAGUCGAAUACAACUACAGAUGACAUAAUUAACGAGUUGUUGGAUCAAAUAAACGAACGUGCCGAAUGGCUGGCCGAAAUGGAUGAAUUGGGCGAAGGCAAACGUUAUCGCGAUGAGAUACGCGAACAAAUCUCUCAACGUUUGCGUCAAAUAAAAGCACUGCAAACCAAAGUGCAACUUCAGAAGGAUGGCAAUAUACGUUUCUUGGAUUAGGAGUCUUGUGUAAAGGUGGGAAAAUUUGCCUUGGAUAUGAUAUGCUACAUGAAUGAAUAGUGGGUUGAAUUAUAAAAUAAAUAGAGAAAUAAUUUACAAAAAAAAAAUAAACUUAUCAUAAAAUCUAACAGAA